AUGGUUGCUUUUCGACAGGUGCUUACGCUGUCCGCAGUUGGCGUCGCUGCUGGCCAUGGCCUGGUGGAUGGCAGCGCCAGGCCAACUACGAAGGUCAUCAACCUUCUGAAGGACAUGGAGAGCUCUCUGGAAGCAGAGGCGAAAGAAGAUGAGGAUACCUAUGAGAAGAUGCAGUGCUGGUGCAAGAGCAACGGCGAGGACAAGGCAAAGAGCAUCGAGUCGGCCGAGGCUCGCAUCAAGGGUCUGGAGGCGCGCACCGAGGAGUUGGCUGCAACGAGCGCGCGCCUGGCCUCCGAAAUUUCAACCUCCGAGGAUGAGGUCGUGCACAACGAAAAAGCUCUGGACACUGCUGUGGCUUUGCGAGAGCAACAGCUUGCAGAGUUCCACGAUGACGAGAAGGACUUAACACAGUCCGCCACAUCCGUGAACCAAGCGCUGGAUGCCCUCAGUUCUGACAAGUCUUCGUUCUUGCAGAUGCCGCAGGCGCGCCUCAUGAGUGCGCUGUCGCAGCUGCGGGCGAUCGUGUCCAAGCACAUGAGGCUUCUCACCAAGACGCAACGCGAGAAGGUUGAGGAGUUGAUCAAGAACCCUUCGAAAGCAAGGUCAGCUUUCCUGCAAAAGGCUCCUGAUACUACCAGCGUGGUGGCUGGAACGCUGUCAACCCUCAAGGACGGCUUCGAGAAGGACCUUGCGGAAGCCAAGGCGCAAGAGGAGAAGGACAAGAAGGCCCACGAAGGGCUGGUCAAGGCCAAGAGCGAGGAAAUCACGGCCGGCAAGAAGCAGCUGGAGGCAAAGAAGGAGCAGAAGGCAGCUGCGGACCUGGAGCGUGCGCAGGCCAAGCAGGACAUCAAAGACACCACAGCCGCAUUGGAAGCGGACGGAUCGCUGAGCACCGUGGUGAAGGAGAAGUGUGCGGCCAUGGAUGCGGACUAUGAGAAGCGGAGCGCGCUCCGACGCGAAGAGCAGAGCGCCGUGGCCAAAGCGGUCGAGGUCUUGAGCUCCGACGAGGCUCACGACGUUUUCGGCAAGACGCUAUCUUUCCUGCAGGUUGGAAAAGACAACGAAGGGGCUGCCAAGGCGAGUGCCUUGUCAUUGUUGGCGGAGGUUGGCGAGAAACAGAGAGACGCUCGCUUGGCCACAUUAGCGCUCACCAUGAAGUUGGACACCUUUGAGAAGGUCAAAAAGGCGAUUGACGAAAUGAGGGUAGCCCUCAAGCAGGAGCAGGAGGCAGAGAAGAAGAAGAAGGAUUGGUGCACGUCCCAGUUUCAGAAGAAGAAGUUGGAAACACAGGAGAAAACUCACGAAGAGCAGACCAAGAUCGCUGAGCUGGAAAGCCUUCACAGCUCUGUCUCGCAGCUGGCCGGGGACAUCAAGCUCUUGGAGGACGAGGUCUCCGAAAUGAACAAGCAGCUUCAGGUAGCGGGUCAAAACCGCGAGAAGGAAAACAAGGAGUUCCAGAAGGUUGUGGGAGAGCAGCGCACGACCCAAGUCCUCUUGAAGGAAGCAAUGGCAUCUCUGAAGUCUGUUUAUGCCAAAGAGGCCGCUUUCCUCCAGGAAUCGACAUCCAAAGUCGCAGGGUGCCAGGAAGAGGAGCCUGAGUUCAAGGACUUCAAGCAGCAGUCCAGCAGCUAUGGCGUGCUUGGCAUGCUGCAACAGUUGAUCGCGGACUCGAAGGCGAUGGAAGUUGAGGCGACACAUGCCGAAAGCACUGCGCAGGAGGACUACGAGGCUUUUACCAAAGGGACCACCGCAUCUGUGGAAGCGAAGACGAAGGAAAUCACGGACAAAGAUGCGGACAAGGGAGCCACAGAGGCUUCCCUUGUGGAGGCUCGGCAGUCCAAAGAAGGCCUCACGGCGGAGUUGGAGAACCUCGCCACGGCGGUUGCUGAGCUGCACGACGAGUGUGACUACAUGAUGAAAAACUUUGAUACUCGGCAGUCAGCGCGAGACGACGAGAUGGAAGCGUUGCAGCAAGCAAAGUCGAUGCUGUCGGGUGCAAAGGCUUGA
This is a messenger RNA of Symbiodinium sp. CCMP2456, 2007 nucleotides long. The record is from the annotation of a GenBank genome assembly. Lineage: Eukaryota; Dinophyceae; Suessiales; Symbiodiniaceae.